AUGCGUUCCGCUUUCAAGAACGAGCAUUCUUUUGAGAAGCGCAAGGCUGAAGCCGAGAGGAUCCGCCAGAAGUAUCCGGACCGCAUCCCCGUCAUCUGCGAGAAGGCCGACCGCACCGACAUCCCGACGAUCGACAAGAAGAAGUACCUCGUCCCCUCGGAUCUCACCGUGGGUCAAUUCGUCUAUGUGAUCCGCAAACGUAUCAAGCUUGCUCCCGAAAAGGCCAUCUUCAUCUUUGUCGACGAGGUGCUUCCAGCUACAGCAGCGUUGAUGAGCGCCAUCUACGAGGAGCACAAGGAUGAAGAUGGCUUCCUCUACGUCUCGUACUCGGGCGAAAACACCUUCGCUUUCCCCUUCUCUUUCAUCGUCACACGCAAAACAAAAGAAACUCGCCUGCGAGCAGCUUGGCACAGCAAAGCCCGUUACGGAGCCGUCACCGAUAUCCGCCAGUCUUCCUUGGACGCCUCUGCAAACAGACCGAACAACGUCGCUCUUCGCCUUCGCCCUGUCUCUCUAGUCCGUGCAAUCAUGGCGGAAGAUCGUCCCAGGGAGCCAGAGAUCAAGGUCUCGGAAGAUGGCAUCAACGCCAACUUCAGCCUCUCGCCCAGACUCGAUCAACCUUCCUCUCGUCCCAAAAAUGCAGCAGCUCGAGGCAGACAUCACCAUCACAAUCGCAAUCACUCGAUCGACACAAAGGACCGCACUAGUCCAAUCCUCGGCUUUGGCUCUCUGCAGACCUCCUCGAAUACGGGCGACCGAUCCUGGGCCAUAUCGGAUUUUGUAGGAGGAGAUGCUCAUGCUGCAUCGUCAGACUCGGCUCACGCUACACCAUCAAGCUCGUGGGACCCGUCUCGACUGGUCAACGGAUCGCACGACCAUCCCUCGGGCCUGUCCGUCUCUCGCUCCAAGACAGCUUCCAACAGUCAUCUCUCCGCUUCCACUUCGCCUGUCCUUCACCCAUCGACACGCAAAGUGAGCGCUGGCUCCAAUUCUAGCAGCAGUAGCAGCACGGGCAGUGCUUCCCCCGAGGCUCCUUUUGCAUCCGAUGCCCGCCGAUACGGAGCUCGCAACGCCGAUCGACACCAACCCAACGGCACCUCCCACCACCUGGUCGAAGGUAGCACUCGACGCACCUCGUCUCCUGCUCGUGCCUUUUCGGGUGCACCCAUCUCUCCGCGCCUCCAGUCGACCAUGUCUGCACACGCCGGUCUUGCGCACGCUCGUCGUGCCAGCGCCGAUCUAGCUACUGCGCCCUUUCGUGCACCUUCGCCCAUCUUCUUGCCUUCCACCUCGCCACCUGCCGUUCCUGUCAACCCGGAUGCGCAGCACAGCUGGGAUUCCGUUUGGCCGAGAUCUUCCACGCCCGACCGCGCCGACCAGCUGCGCAGGAUCGGAUCCGCCUCGCCCGUCGCUGGCUCGCCUGGUCGCGCAUCUCCCUCCGGCUCAUCCGACUCGACCAACCUCUCGCGAUCUCCUUCCACCUCUUUCGACUCGGGCUCUCCUGCCGCCACAUCUACAACCGUGCUCGGACGACCCAAAGCACGACGGCCGCACGAGCUGCGUGGCUCCUCGUCCUCUCCGAUAUUGCGCGCGAGUCCGAGCAGCUUGCGCGAGAGCCACGACCCGACCAAGAGCCCAGGCAGAAGCCUCGAGACAGCAAGGUCAGAACCUGUCGUCAAAAUCGGCUUCACUCCGGCCUCAGCUGCCGACAGUGUCAAAGCGCCCACCGCUGCGUUUACCUCUGCCGCUCAAAAUCCGGCCAGCAAAGUCCUUUCGCCAGCUACAGAGGCGACGCCACACGUCGAUGCCGCCAACGCGCUCGUAUCGCAUCGUAAUAGCAGCACCGGCUCCUCGUGGCUUCCCGAGCGUGCCGAGUCGCCUUCGGCAGCUAUUGCCGCAGAUCCAAGCAAGCAACGUCUCGGCGGCUCUGUGCCCAUCUCUCAAUCGUUACCGCUUCCGACCCGCACGCCCUCGCCCAAAAUAUCGCCUACUUCGCCUCGCUCCCCCUUUCUUGAGCUUUCAGCUCCGGCCACAUCUGCCUCCAGCACUGGCAAUAUGGGCCUAAGCGAAAGUCCGCCCAAGACGCGUAGCUUCAUCGCAAUGCCACCGCGUUCAGGCUACGAGCUGAGUGAUGACCCCGACGAUGUCGGCUCCGAGGAGGACGGCUCCAAUUCCGAAAGGGAGAGCGUGGGUACCAACGAUGAAGAUCAGGAUGGCUCAGAGUACGACGACGAGGACAUCGCCGAUGACGCCGACGAUAUCGACGAGGACGACGAGCAGCGAUCGCCUCGUCAAGAGCGCGGACGAGAGCUCGAUGCGGACGAGCAGUCCAUCGAAUCGCACGAUGUUGCCGCCAAGCCAUCGUCGCCGAGUAGCAGCAGCAGUGGUGCCCUUUCCGCACCAGACCGCCCCUCGCUACCCAAGCGGCCGAGUCUCACCAGAUCCGGCGUGGUCCCACCGCCCAUCGCCAUCCUCGAUCAUCCACGCAGCCCACUCGAUCCGCUCGCCCAAGCCGAAAAUUCCGCCCGUGCUCUCGCCGCACAGAAGGGGUCGUCGAGCAGCGCCAUGCUUAACUUUUUCCGUGACGAGCCCGGUCAGCAAGACACGCAGCAGCAGCUCGGCAUCACAGGUGACGCUCAGAUCUCGGACUCCGUCAUGCCCUCCGCGCUCGGUCUCGACGCUGGCAUGGCGCACCCGCUUGACGCCACCAUGGAGGAAGGCGAGGCCGGUGUCGACCAUGAUCAGGACGACGAUGACGAUGACGAAGAUGAACACGGCUACGGCGUUGGUAUCGAAAAUGCCGAUGAAGGGCUCAACACGCUCGAACGCAUCUUCCUAUUUGCGAAAAGCGACAUGGCCUACCACAGAGUCCUCGUGUCGCAGUCGCUCCCUGACUGGAUCCGAGAGGUGGAGCUCAACGAUGCCGUCGAGUACAUCAUCCCUCUCCUCAAUGGUCUAGCGACCGACGAGCCAGACGUCUGCGCUGCUUUCGCGCCAGAAGUGGGCCGAGUCAUGUGGUACUUCUUCCGCAACUGCCCAAUCGCCGAGCUCGCUGACGAAGCCAGCGAGAUGCACAAUGCGGACGAUGACGAGCCAGAAAGAGCGUCACGCCCCAAGAUCAGCCUCACCGCCUUCACAACGCUGCUCUGCGCUCUGCUCCUCAACCAGAAUACCGUCAUUGCCGGAGCCACACAGCAGUCGCUGGUGCACCUCUUCUACCGCCUCGAUCGUCGUGACAUCGAGCUGUCCAGAGAGGAGCUUGCCGAGAAGGAUCAGCAAGAAGUUCAAGCACGACAGCAAGAGCAAGAUCUGGAGAGCUACAUUACCCAUGCAUCUGGCCGAGACGGACAGCCGGUGCCGCACGAAGACUAUCGGUUUGACGACCAGGCCAGAGCAGCUGUCAAGAACGAGCUGCUCGUCAACGUCGCCCUUGCCCUCGCCCAGAUCCACCAUCACGGUCGCAAUAGCGAGCACCAACAUGAAGACGGUGAACAGCAGCAGGAUGAACAAACAUCAUCAACGUCCAUCGACAACGAUCCGCACAGCUCCGACAGUGCAGAUGAGGCCAUGGAGGAAGACCAGGCCGAGAACGGCUCGUACAGUGUCAAGGCUAGUCACGAGCCUGACUCAUCUUCUGAAACGCAGACGGCCUCGCACGAUGCUAUGGACGAAGAGGAUGGUCCGUUAGACACUGACGCUUGGGGCCAAGGUGGUAACAUGUUUGGCCAGCAGAGCGACGGCACGGCGAGCGACGUGCAGAUUGACGAGGACGAAGAAUCGGCCGUCGGGCGUAUGGCGUCCGUCAGUUUGCUGGCAGCGCUGGCAGCCGACGAGCUCAUCCCACAAGACGCGCUGCUGGAAAGGUAUGCUCCCGAGGUUCUCAAGCUCAUCGAAGAUGGUGCGUUCUACGUUCGAAAGGAGGUUGCCAGCUCGCUCGGACCCUUGUCGCGCAACAUGACCGCCGAGACAGUGCAACAGACGGUGCUUCCGGCAUUGAACAAGGCUAUCCACGACCGUAACUGGCACGUUCGCCAGGCCGCCUGCUUCUCGAUCCCUGCUACGCUCGGCAAGCUCGAGGCCAACAUGCGCCGCGAGCAGACUCUUUUGUUCAUGCGAGCGUUGGUCAACGACGUCUCGCGUCAGUUGAGGAUGGCGGCGCUCGAGAUCAUCGGCGAAGUGAUCUACAUGUUCCACGAGAUCGAGAGUAGAGUGCCGGAGGAGCUGGUGCGUUUCUUCCUCGGCGAGCCUUUCGACGGGCCUCCGCAACAGGGCGACGCCUCGCUCACGUUUGACAAGACGAGCGACCCCGAAGGCACCGAAGCGCUGUUCGAAGAGGAGAGCGCCAUGAUGAUGGAUGCGAGCCCGGAUCUGGGCAUGUCCUCGUCACUCCGUACAGACCACGAGCAGGACUCGCUCCUGGCGAGUUUCGGCUACGGCGGAAACGAGAGCUCCAUGAUGGACGCGGGAGCGUGGGAUAGCAAUUUCCGCGUAAACAACUUCGAUCCCGAGCGUCCGCUCGUCGUCGCCUACAACCUACCUGCUGUGGUACUGACGCUGGGCGGGGAUCAGUGGAGCAGGCUCAAGCAAGCGCAUGCCGAGCUGACGAGCAGCGACAAGCCCAAGGUUCGCAAGAGUCUGGCGGCUUCGCUGCACGAGAUCGCCAAAAUGAUCGGCCAAGAAGCCACACGCGACGAUCUGCUGCCGGCAGCGACGCGCUUUGUCUCGGACGACGAUGUCGAUGUGAGAAGCGCCAUGUUUGACAACAUGGACGUCUUUCUCUCGUGUUUGCCGCAGGUGGAUGCAGAGAGGACGCUUUCGCAGUUGCUGUCUCUCUGGUCGACAGGCGCGCUGCGAGAUUGGCGUCUGCGUGAACGGCUAGCACAGCACAUCCCUAGCAUGGCCAAGCAGUUCCUGCUCGAGGAUGAGGAGGGUCACCUUGUAUCUUUGAUGCAGCUGGCGCUCGCCGACCCGAUCAGUGCGGUGCGGGACGCGGGUAUCCACUGCGUGCCAAACCUUUACAAGGCGUUCGCCGAGCACGACCAGGUGAUCGCCGACGGCUUCCUGGGCAUGGUGAGUGACCUGGGUAUCAGCACGGGCUAUCGUCUGCGGGUGGCAUGUCUGCUCUGCGUGGCAGCGCUGGUGGACGCGGGCAUCCAGCGAUCGUCAUGCGAGCUGCUGUUGCUCGGUCGGCUGAACCAGAUGGGAGAAGACAAGGUGGUGGACGUUCGCAUCGCGCUGUCACGUACGCUGGGCCAAAUGUGCCGCAAGGACGAGCUGUAUGCCCUGCCACAGUCGAGAUCGGAGGAGCUCAACAAGCUGAUCGCCAAGCUAGCCCACGACGAGUCGGACGAGGUUCGUCAAGCCGUUUCGGACAUUCUGUCGGAAGAAGAGCUUGGCAAGCACUCGAAGCUUCCAAGAGAGGCUGACGCGCAGCCUCGCAAAUUGGUACUGGGACCUGCCGAUGGCGGCCCGCAUCGCCCUGAGGGCGAAGGAGGCUUCCCAGACCAGUUCGUAGAUGCGCAAUUUGUGGACGCCGACGGUGAAGAAGGCGAUGUGUUCCAGAUGGAUGACGAGGAGAGCCAAACUGUCGGGACCGACUCGAUUGAGAAAGGGCAAGGCGAAGAAAGCGAGCACACUUCGGCUGCAGAAGUAUCCGACGAGGCGUCGGAAGCAGGGACGACGCAAGCACAGUCGGCACAGUAUCUGGAACGCUCACGGGCGAACAUCUUCGGCGCCAAGAAGCGCACGACGGAGCUCGAUCUCGAUUCGGAUUGGCUGGAAGAAGCCAACAAGGGAGCUCUGUUCGAAUACAGCAACAACGACGAGGACGAUGACUUUGAAGACGGGGAAAGGCUUGGAGACGAACCGCAUCAUCUGCUCAACGUGGACCGCGACUCGAGCGGCUCGGGUGAGCUGAUCGAGAACGAAGGCGAGCCCGAUGAGGAGGCGAGCGAAACGCCAAGCUCAGCGGAAGGACAGCGGGAGCGCGAUUCUGAGCAAGGCGAUAACAGCAUGGAAGAGACCGAGUCGGAGCACGGAAUCACGCUGUCUUCGCCGCAACGAGGAGUCGAGGCCGCAGCUUCCGGGGGCGAUGGUGACAGGUCAGCCGACAGCCCGAGUCGACCAGGAACGUCGUCAACGCAGAGCAAAGCCGCCGAUCCGUUCUUGGCGUUCGUAGCAGGUCGACGAUCGCAGGAUCUGUCGAAACAGCAGGGGGAGCAGCUGGGACGCAUGCCUGUGCUGAGCGGGGCUGCGGCCAAACGAUCGCGUCUGUCGAACGGUACAGCCGCACCUCAAGUCGAAGCGACGGCAGAGGACGAGGGUGAUGAUCAAGAGUCGUCGCAGAGCACUAGCGGUGACAAGGAUGAGGAGAUGAUGUCGAGGCGGUAUCUGUCCAAGGCCUCGGGCGACUGGUCCGAGCUCAAGAGCGGAGAUGCUGGCGCAGAGAGCGGCGAUGAUCACGACGACUUUGUGCAGGUGUAA
Molecule: messenger RNA, 6483 nt
Organism: Pseudozyma hubeiensis SY62
Lineage: Eukaryota; Fungi; Basidiomycota; Ustilaginomycetes; Ustilaginales; Ustilaginaceae
Exons: 3
Coding region: 1-6483 (2160 amino acids)
Biological process (GO): protein dephosphorylation
Molecular function (GO): protein phosphatase regulator activity
Source: RefSeq, a predicted model, not a curated record